AAACAUUGAUCAUUCCUUUUAUUGUCGAGUUGGAGUGCGGGCAACUACCACGAAGAGAGCAUGUGAUGCGACGAGACCGCUGAUCCCGAUCUGGAACAUGGCUUCGCUGCCGCUGGGACCUCACCAACCCCCGCCGCCGCAGCCGGCCCACGACCCCGCCGCCGGCGCCCUUCUCUCCCUCGCCCCGCCUCACCUCACGGAAAUGCCCGACAACAACAAGCAAGAAUCUGUUGUUGAAGCUAGUGAAUCAGUCACUGGUCAUAUCAUCUCCACAACUAUCGGAGGCAAGAAUGGGGAACCAAAGCAGACCAUUAGUUACAUGGCAGAGCGUGUCGUGGGGACUGGUUCUUUUGGAAUUGUAUUCCAGGCCAAAUGCUUGGAAUCAGGAGAAACAGUUGCCAUAAAGAAGGUUUUACAGGAUAAGAGAUACAAAAAUCGUGAGCUUCAAUUGAUGCGCUUCAUGGAUCAUCCAAAUGUGAUUUCGCUCAAGCACUGUUUCUUCUCCACUACAGUCAGAGAUGAGCUUUUCCUUAACCUUGUUAUGGAAUAUGUACCUGAAUCUCUAUACGGUGUCCUUAGGCAUUACAGCAGUGCCAACCAGAGGAUGCCACUUAUACAUGUUAAACUGUACACAUACCAGAUAUUCAGGGGGCUGGCUUAUAUCCAUACAGUUUCAGGAGUUUGUCACAGAGAUUUAAAGCCACAAAAUGUUCUGGUUGACCCACUUACUCACCAAGUCAAGAUAUGUGAUUUUGGAAGCGCAAAAGUCCUGGUUAAGGGCGAAGCAAACAUUUCUUAUAUUUGUUCUCGCUAUUACCGUGCUCCAGAGCUCAUUUUUGGUGCAACAGAAUAUACAUCAUCGAUUGAUGUUUGGUCAGCUGGUUGUGUUCUUGCUGAGUUACUACUUGGCCAGCCAUUAUUUCCUGGUGAAAGUGCUGUUGAUCAGCUUGUCCAGAUAAUCAAGGUUCUUGGAACCCCAACCCGUGAAGAAAUUCGGUGUAUGAAUCCUAACUACACAGAAUUUAGAUUUCCACAGAUAAAAGCUCACCCAUGGCACAAGAUUUUCCAUAAGAGAAUGCCUCCUGAAGCUAUUGAUCUCAUUUCACGCCUACUCCAAUACUCCCCAGAUUUUCGGUGCUCUGCACUUGAAGCAUGUGCCCAUCCAUUUUUCAAUGAGCUACGAGAACCCAAUAUGCGAUUGCCAAAUGGGCGUCCUCUUCCUCCUCUUUUUAACUUCAAACAAGAAUUAGCCGGAGCAUCGCCAGAACUCAUAAACAGACUGAUUCCAGAACACAUGAGGCGACAAUCUGGUCUUAAUUUCCUGCAUUCAGCCGGCACAUAAGCUUGAAGUCUCAAAACUCUUAUUCCUAGAACACAUCAAUAGUUAGCACAUAGGAGAGAAAGCUUAGGACGAGGACGAGCUUCCAGACUGUUUGGAGGAGUCUUAUCCUAGCUUUUAUUCAAGCUUUACAAACCAUGAUUUACUUGGGAUCGUCAUGCUAAUCAAACUGAUGAUUCCAAGCAGUGGAUGCAUGACUAGCGGUUAUGGGUGCAGGUUUGUUUUUCCAAUGUUGUUUGUCUGUUAUUGAACGUCGCAUUGCUGUGUUCCAUGCAGUAGCCUCUUUUUUCUUUGUUUCUACAUCAUAGCCAAUGUGCUACCUACCUCAUCCGGAGUUAUUUUGGAUCGAGCUGGAACUUGCAAAUCUAUGUAAUGUUUAAGUAAUACAUAGUUUGUACUUCUAUUGUUUUUCCUU
Molecule: messenger RNA, 1754 nt
Organism: Zingiber officinale
Lineage: Eukaryota; Viridiplantae; Streptophyta; Magnoliopsida; Zingiberales; Zingiberaceae
Product: shaggy-related protein kinase eta-like
Exons: 12
Coding region: 98-1342 (414 amino acids)
Biological process (GO): signal transduction; protein phosphorylation
Cellular component (GO): cytoplasm
Molecular function (GO): protein serine/threonine kinase activity; ATP binding
Source: RefSeq, a predicted model, not a curated record